This is a messenger RNA of Centropristis striata (black sea bass), 690 nucleotides long. RefSeq names its product claudin-17-like. Gene Ontology annotation, biological process: bicellular tight junction assembly; cell adhesion. Gene Ontology annotation, molecular function: structural molecule activity. Bases 1 to 690 code for a protein of 229 amino acids. Gene Ontology annotation, cellular component: plasma membrane; bicellular tight junction. The transcript has a single exon. The record is from RefSeq and is a predicted model, not a curated record. Lineage: Eukaryota; Metazoa; Chordata; Actinopteri; Perciformes; Serranidae.
AUGAAUGCCAAACUGGAGGUUUUAGCCCUGGUCCUGGGCUUCGUUGGCCUGUUUGGGACCAUAACAGUUACUGCCCUGCCCAUGUGGAGGGUCACUGCCUUCAUUGGUGCCAAUCUCAUUGUCAUGGAGGAACUCUGGGAGGGCUUGUGGAUGAACUGCUACAGACAGGCUGACAUCAAGAUGCAGUGCAAGGUGUAUGACUCACUGCUAAUUCUCCCAUCAGAGCUGCAGGCAGCCAGGGCCCUCAUGUGUGUGUCCAUAGUCCUGGUUGUCAUCGCUCUGUCCGUCAUCGGAUGUGGGACCAAGAAGAGCAACUGUUGUGGGGACGAUCAAAAGUGCAAGAACAUCACCCUGGCCCUAGGAGGGGGUUUGUAUCUGCUUUCAUUUUUGACCACACUCAUCCCUGUCAGCUGGGUGGCCCAUACUGUCAUCCGCAACUUCUACAACCCAGCAGUUGUGGAUUCUCAGAAACGGGAGCUGGGGGAGGCCCUCUUUAUUGGCUGGGCCACUUCUGGUAUUCUGCUGAUCACCGCGAUCAUCCUUCUGUUAAGCUACAGCAAACGUAGAUCGAAGGAGGAAGAGCCUUACACUGACACGUAUCUAAUGGCUGCAAGGGACGUGCAGAAAGAGGACAGUGAGUACCUGGGGAGGACGCCAUCCAGCUUUCACAAGCAUCAAGAAUAUGUGUAA